GCUAUUGCUGAAAAGAGAAAAAGGCAUGAUGGUGACAAAGUACUCUGAAUUUAAAUGGCCUCAUACUCUGAUGAGAGACUAAACUUGGUGAAAUUUUUUAGUUUGAUCAGAUCUACUAGAACCUAUGCUCAGCUGGUAGAAGUUCUAAGAACCCAGAUUAAGUUCUAUACUUGAAGAAACAACAGAGGAAGACUUUGAGAGGAAUGCUUUGUUACCUACUUAAUGCACAUAAUUCAGGAAUAAAUGUAUUGCAUAAAAUUCUGAAAGUACAUCAAGUGGAUUUUGGGUCAAAAAGACUAAAAAAAAAUCUGUAAUAUGGGAUCAAUGCAACCUAACGUUAUGCUUCUAUAAAAUGGUGGCCCUGUUCAGCUAUUAGUGGUGAGAUAUAGGCUCACAGCUACCCAAUUUCAUAUUGAUAGGUGCUGACUUAAGUGCUUUUUUCACUUAUAGACAAAUAUCAAUAUAAUUGCACUACUAUUUUAAAUAUUCAAAACAACGUUUCUCAAAGUUGUUGAGUGACACAAGAAAUAUCACAACAUGCCAUACUUAGAUAUAACAACUGUUGACAGCUUCACCAAUUUUUUUUUUUUUAUCUGAACCUUCAACUUCUUUAUAGAGGAAAUUCUCUACCUAUGCAAAUAUGCAGAUCAGCAAAUCUUCAGCAAUUUUUAGUUUUAAGAGUUGCCUGGGGCACUAAAAGGUUAAGUGCCUAGACCAAGGUCACAAAACCAGCAUGUGUGUGUCAGAGGCAAUACCUUAACCUGUCUUCCUGAUUCUGAGUCUGAUUCUAUAACCAUUAUGUCACAUUCCUCUCCGAGGUAAGCAAUAGAGGCAUAAACUUUAAGCAAGAAUACUCUGUGGGCAAAUGCUUGGGAUGGGAAUCACUUUUUUUUUUUUUUUUGAAGCAGACUGAACUUAAAUUCAAUAGACUAAAAAGAAUGGAAAAAGCUUCUAAUCUACACAAUGGUUACAGUUCAAGUUUUGUAGUCAUACCUCAGUGGAAUUAUGUUGAAUGUAGUGGUCAUUAUUAUUUACAAAAAUACAAGAAGGCCUAGAUAUAUUUAAGAACAUUGUAACUUUAUGCUAGUAUGUUGCCUCUUUUAGAGGCUACAAAAAGUUGGUACUAAAAUUUCAAAUUCCAAUGUUUGUUUUCUAUAUCAAUUUCCAGGAGUAACUACUAUUAUACCUUUCCUCACCAUCAUCAAUCUGAGAAUUUCAUUGGUAGCUAGAAGGUUGCUAAUGUUCAUAAAACAACACAAAAUAUAAUUGAGGUUCAAAUUCUAUUUUUUUGUUAGAAUUGUCUUGCUUUGUGCUUAUUAGGAGCUCCUAGGAGUUACAAUGCUUCAAUUUUAACAACAGGAAGAGAUAGGUAAAACUAAGCUACUUAAGGUGUCGAAGUAGGAAGAAAAGUGGUUUCAUUGGUUUGACAUUUGGGAAGAAUCAGAAAGUCAUGUGGAUGUAACUAUUAUAUUCAGUACUUAAUAUCUUAUAGUUUUACAGCAAUUUUAAGUUUAAGGUCCUUUCCCAUAUAUUACCCCAUUUGAUUCUCAGAGCAACUUGUGAAAUUGAUAGGCACUGACAAAUGCUGUUUCCAUUUUACCUCUCCAGAUAUUACCUUGUAUACACUUAUACAUCUACAAAUUAUCUUUCCCAAAAGAAUGCUCUUCUAGGGCAAGAAGAGCUUCAUUUUUGUUUUGUAUUCCCAAUGCCUAGCACAUGGUGGUUAGUAAAUGAUUAUGUGAGUUAUUUGUAAAAUGAGUAAAAUAACUUCUCUUGUGGUCCAAGAUCACAAAAUUAGUGAGAGGUCUGGUCUAAGGUCUAUUUUUAUUCUAUGAAUAGUAUUCUUCCCUUUACACUAGAUUACAUUUCAAAUAAUAGGGAUAAUUAUCCAAGUUUGGUACUGGUAGCAUUUUCCCUCUUAAUUGAUACAAAGGUACCAAUUUAGGGGUAAGCCACCAUCCUUCAAUCAAAACCCACCAAAACUUCAGCAUGAGAAUAAAUUUAAUUGUGUCCUGUCUUCUACAUGUUACCCCAUCACAGAUUUUGAACUGGAAAUAAUCUUUGAAGUUAUCUUUAUUUUUAUCUCUUUCUCAACUUAAAAUGGUAAUAAAAGCACCAACUUCCCAGAGUUGUAUCACAUAUUUGUAAAGUACUUAGUACAGUGUCUGGCACAUAGUAGGGACUUAAUAAAUAGCAAGACUAUCUCUCUGAAUAGUAUCAUGGGUCAAUCAAAAGGACCCAUCUUGAAUAAAGGGAUAUUGUGUCACUUGAGCAACCACUCCCUGUAUUCUCAUCUCAUCCCCGCCUCCCCUCCCCCCAUUAGUAUCGUUCUAUUGGGUGACAAGUUCACAGGAUCAUAGAUUUAGAGCUGAAAGGGUCCUCUAGUCCCACCCCCUCAUUUUACAAGUUCAAGUUUUAGCGAUCUAGGAUGAAGGCUUAUUAGCUUAGGGUCUAGAGGGGCGUCUACAACUCGAGUCCUGAAUCGGCAGUUAGGCAGGUGGAAGCCGCACCCACAGCCUGGCAAACACCACACCCCUGGGCUCCCCUCAGCCCCAGGGCAGGGGUCGGCGGCCUGACUGCAGGGACUUAAAGACUUCGGUCAUUUAACAGCCCGUCUGAGGCAGAGAAUAAACGUGAGUGACCCAAGGAAAAGCCGGGAUCGACCUCCCUAGUACACGAUAAGCCGCCUUUUUUUUUUUUUUUUUUUUUUUUUUUUUUUUGGUAACCUCUCGUCCUUUCGACCCCCCUCCUACACCCUUGAGGGUGAGGAGCCCCGGGACCUGGAGAACUGUAGGGGCGGGGAACCCCAGCGCUCCUUCCACUCGGGCAGCCGAAGGGUCAAUGUCAAUGUGAAGAGGGCCGGGAGGAAGCUGAUCGGGCUUUGGGAGGGGUAGGGGGCGACGAUGGGCAACCUGCAGGCACGGCGGCCCAGCCAGAAGCCGCCAUCUUACCCUACUCACCCUAACUCCCCCCUCAGCCGAGCUGGCUUCGUGUUUUCCUUCCGGCCGCUGACAGAGAUCCGGGGCUGGGAGGGGUGUGUUGGGGGUGGGGGGUGGGAGUGGGGAGGGGAGGACGGAAGAGGAAAGGGAGGGAGGUGAGCCAGCUAGAGGUGGUGUGGGGUGGGUGGGUGUGUGUAUGUGUGUAUGUAUGUAGAGGUGUGUGUAUGUGUGUGUGUGUAUGUGUAUCGUGUGUGUGGAGAGAGGAGGGAGGGGGAGGGAGAGGGGGGAGGAGGAGGAGGAAGAGGAGGAGGAAUGAGAGUGAGAGUCUCUUCUCUUCGGCUCCUUCGCCUGGUCGGAAAGAGCCGAGCGCAACCCGAGCGCUCUAGUAAAAUGGCGGCGGCGGCGUCGGCGGUGGCCGCGGCGUCUGGUCGGUGAAGUGACUCGACUGCUUCUCUCCCCCAUCCCCCUCCCUCCCUCCCUGUCCCCUCCCCCCUCUAUCCCCCCCUUCCCCGCCGCCGCAGGCGCCUCCGCGCCCCUCCGGCCUGCGCACCUCCCCUCGUCCCCCCCCUCCUCCCCCCCUCACCGCCCCCGCUCCCGGGACAGGCAGUUCCUCGUCCCCUUCACCUCCCCACCCUCUCCAGCUCUCUCCUCCCCCCUCCCCCGCCGGCCGGCCGGCCCCCCUCCUCCUCUCUCCCCUCCCCCCCCCUCCGGUCGGGAUCUGUCCGUGCGAUCCGAAGCGGGGGAGGGGGGGGGGCGGCGGCUGAACGAUGUGCGAGAACUGCGCAGACCUGGUGGAGGUGUUAAAUGAAAUAUCAGACAUUGAAGGUGGUGAUGGACUGCAACUCAGAAAGGAACAUACUCUCAAAAUAUUUGCUUAUAUCAACUCCUGGACACAAAGGCAAUGUCUAUGCUGCUUUAAGGAGUAUAAGCACUUGGAGAUUUUUAACCAAGUAGUAUGUGCUCUCAUUAACUUAGUGAUUGCCCAAGUUCAAGCGCUUCGGGACCAGCUCUGUAAACAUUGCACUAUUAACAUAGAUUCAACAUGGCAAGAUCAGAAUAAUCAAGCUGAGGAGCCAUUGAAUGUAGAAAGAGAGUCUCAUGAAGAAGAAAAUAUAGAAAGACAAAAAUCAGAGAAAAAAUUAGACUCUACAAGGAUUUGUAGCCUGACGGAGGAGGAGUCUACGAAGAGUUCUGAUCCUUUUAAUUUAUGGAGUACAGAUGAGAAGGAAAAACUCUUGCUAUGUGUGGCAAAAAUCUUUCAGAUUCAGUUUCCCUUAUAUACUGCUUACAAGCAUAACACUCAUCCUACAAUAGAGGAUAUUUCAGCUCAAGAAAGCAAUAUAUUAGGGGCGUUCUGUGAUAUGAAUGAUGUAGAAGUACCAUUGCACUUGCUUCGUUAUGUUUGUUUGUUUUGUGGAAAAAAUGGCCUUUCCCUCAUGAAGGAUUGCUUUGAAUAUGGAACUCCCGAAACUUUGCCGUUUCUCAUAGCACAUGCAUUUAUUACAGUUGUAUCUAAUAUUAGAAUAUGGCUGCAUAUACCUGCUGUCAUGCAGCAUAUUAUUCCAUUUAGGACCUAUGUUAUCAGGUAUUUAUGCAAACUUUCUGACCAGGACUUAAGACAAAGUGCUGCUAGAAACAUGGCUGAUUUAAUGUGGAGCACAGUGAAAGAACCAUUGGAUACAGCCUUAUGCUUUGAUAAAGAAAGCCUUGAUCUUGCAUUUAAAUACUUUAUGUCACCCACAUUGACUAUGAGGUUGGCUGGACUAAGUCAGAUAACAAAUCAGCUUCACACCUUCAAUGAUGUGUGCAAUAAUGAAUCUUUAGUUUCAGACACAGAAACGUCAAUUGCAAAAGAGCUUGCAGACUGGCUUAUUAGCAACAAUGUUGUUGAGCAUAUAUUUGGACCAAAUUUACAUAUUGAGAUUAUCAAACAGUGCCAAGUGAUUUUGAAUUUUCUGGCAGCAGAAGGACGGCUAAGUACUCAGCACAUAGAUUGCAUUUGGGCUGCAGCACAGUUGAAACAUUGUAGUCGGUACAUACAUGACUUGUUUCCUUCGCUCAUCAAGAACUUAGAUCCUGUUCCACUUAGACAUCUCCUCAAUCUGGUUUCAGCUCUUCAUCCAAGUGGUCAUACUGAACAAACCUUAUAUUUGGCAUCUAUGCUUAUUAAAGCAUUAUGGAAUAAUGCAUUAGCAGCUAAGGCCCAACUUUCAAAACAGAGUUCUUUUGCAUCUUUACUCAAUACUAACCUCCCUAUGGGAAAUAAGAAAGAGGAAGAAGAGCUCAGAAGAGCAGCCCCGUCGCCUUGGUCACCUGCAGCUAGUCCUCAAAGCAGUGAUAACAGUGAUACACAUCAAAGUGGAGGCAGUGAUAUUGAAAUGGAUGAGCAACUUAUUAACAGAACUAAACAUGUGCAGCAGCGACUUUCUGACACAGAGGAAUCCUUACAGGGAAGUUCUGAUGAAACUGCUAAUAGUGGUGAGGAUGGAAGUAGUGGCCCUGGCAGCAGCAGUGGGCACAGUGAUGGGUCUAGCAAUGAGGUCAAUUCUAGCCAUGCUAGCCAGUCAGCUGGAAGCCCUGGAAGUGAAGUACACUCAGAGGAUAUUGCGGACAUGGAAGCUCUCAAAGAAGAAGAGGAAGAAGAUGACCAUGGCCAUGAUCCCUCCAAAAGCAGUCAUGGUACAGAUCUUCGAAACAGAAAGCUUGAAUCACAGGCUGGGAUUUGUCUGGCAGACUCACAGGGCCCUCCAGAGAGAGGCAGCACAAACAAUGGAACAGGAAAGGACCUUGUUUUUAACAGUGACUCGGUACCAUCAGUUGAUAAUCGAAUCAGAAUGUUAGAUACCUGUGCACGUCCUGAAGAUACAGAACAUGAUAUGGCAGGAGAAAUGAGCACUGCACAUAUAUCACAAGCAUCUCAGGAUUCUUGUAUCACACGUACUGGGGACUUUCUUGGAGAAGCUAUUGGGAAUGAAUUAUUUAAUUGUCGACAGUUUAUUGGGCCACAGCAUCACCAUCACCACCACCAUCACCACCACCACCAUCAUCAUCACCACCACCACCACCACCAUGAUGGGCAUAUGGUUGAUGACAUGCUAAGUGCAGAUGACGUCAGUUGCAGUAGUUCCCAGGUCAGUGCAAAAUCAGAAAAAAAUAUGGCUGAUUUUGAUGGUGAAGAAUCUGGAUGUGAAGAGGAAUUAGUACAGAUUAAUUCACAUGCAGAAUUAACAUCUCAUCUCCAACAGCAUCUUCCUAAUUUAGCAUCUAUCUACCAUGAACAUCUUAGUCAAGGCCCAGCUGUUCAUAAACAUCAGUACAAUAGCAACGCUGUUACAGACAUUAAUUUGGAUAAUGUUUGCAAGAAAGGAAAUACUUUGUUAUGGGAUUUAGUCCAAGAUGAAGAUGCAAUUCAUCUCUCAGAAGGGUUAAUAAAUGAGGCAGAGAAACUUCUUUGCUCUUUAGUGUGCUGGUUUACAGAUCGACAGAUUCGAAUGAGAUUCAUUGAAGGCUGUCUAGAAAAUUUAGCAAACAACAGAUCUGUAGUAGUCUCACUUCGUCUUCUUCCAAAAUUGUUUGGUACUUUCCAGCAAUUUGGGAGCAGUUAUGAUACACAUUGGAUUACAAUGUGGGCAGAAAAAGAACUAAACAUGAUGAAGCUUUUCUUUGAUAAUUUGGUAUACUACAUUCAAGCUGUAAGAGAAGGGAGACAUAAACAUGCUCUGUAUAGUCACAGUGCUGAGGUUCAAGUUCGACUUCAAUUCUUGACAUGUGUUUUUUCCACUCUUGGAUCACCAGAUCAUUUUAGGCUAAGUUUAGAACAAGUCGACAUUUUGUGGCACUGCUUAGUGGAAGAUUCUGAGUGUUAUGAUGAUGCACUUCACUGGUUUUUAAAUCAAGUUCGGAGUAAAGAUCAACAUGCAAUGGGAAUGGAAACUUACAAACAUCUUUUUCUAGAAAAGAUGCCACAGCUAAAACCUGAAACUAUUAGUAUGACUGGUUUAAACCUGUUUCAGCAUCUUUGCAACUUGGCACGACUGGCUACUAGUGCAUAUGAUGGUGGCUCCAACUCUGAGUUAUGUGGUAUGGACCAAUUCUGGGGCAUUGCUUUAAGAGCACAGUCUGGUGAUGUUAGUCGGGCAGCUAUUCAGUAUAUCAACUCCUAUUAUAUUAAUGGUAAAACAGGAUUGGAAAAAGAACAAGAAUUUAUUAGUAAGUGUAUGGAAAGCCUUAUGAUAGCCUCCAGUAAUCUUGAACAAGAAUCACACUCAAGUCUUACCAUUAUUGAAAGAGGACUUCUUAUGCUGAAGACACAUCUGGAAGCAUUCAGAAGAAGAUUUGCUUAUCAUCUGCGACAGUGGCAAAUUGAAGGCACUGGUAUUAGUAGUCAUUUAAAAGCCCUUAGUGACAAACAAUCAUUACCACUAAGAAUUGUAUGUCAGCCAGCUGGCCUUCCUGACAAGAUGACUAUUGAAAUGUAUCCUAGUGACCAGGUAGCAGAUCUUAGAGCAGAAGUAACUCAUUGGUAUGAAAAUUUACAGAAAGAGCAGAUAAGUCAACAAGCACAGCUUCAAGAAUUUGGUCAAAGCAGCAGAAAGGGAGAAUUUCCUGGUGGUCUCAUGGGGCCUGUUAGGAUGAUUUCAUCUGGGCAUGAACUAACAACAGACUACGAUGAAAAAACACUUCAUGAACUGGGAUUUAAGGAUAUGCAGAUGGUCUUUGUAUCUCUGGGAGCACCCAGACGAGAAAGGAAAGGGGAAGGUGUUCAGUUACCAGCUUCUUGCCUCCCACCUCCUCAGAAGGAUAACAUUCCAAUGCUUUUGCUUUUACAAGAGCCUCAUCUUACCACUCUGUUUGAUUUAUUAGAAAUGCUUGCAUCAUUUAAACCUCCUUCUGGAGAAGUGACAAUGGAAGAUAUUGAGAGUGCAAGAUGUGAAGAACUUCACCUUCACGCAGAAAAUCUAUCCAGACGUGUCUGGGAGUUGCUAAUGCUUCUUCCUACAUGUCCUAAUAUGCUACAGGCAUUCCAAACAAUUUCAGAUGAUCAGGGUAAUGAUGGGCUUAAUUGGAAAGAACUUCUAAGAAUAAAGAGUGCUCACAAAUUGUUAUAUGCACUUGAAAUCAUUGAAGCAUUGGGUAAACCUAACAGAAGAAUAAGGAGAGAGUCUACGGGAAGUUACAGUGAUCUUUAUCCAGACUCUGAUGAUUCAAGUGAAGAUCAAAUAGAAAACAGCAAAAAUACCUGGAGCUGCAAGUUUGUUGCUGCUGGAGGACUUCAACAAUUAUUAGAAAUCUUUAAUUCUGGAAUUCUAGAGCCUAAAGAGCAGGAAUCUUGGACUGUGUGGCAGCUAGAUUGUCUUGCUUGCUUGCUGAAGUUAAUAUGCCAGUUUGCAGUAGAUCCAUCAGAUUUGGAUUUAGCUUUUCAUGAUGUCUUUGCCUGGGCUGGUGUAGCAGAAAGUCACAGGAAAAGAACUUGGCCUGGUAAAUCAAGGAAAGUAACUGGAGAUCACACCAAGGGUCUUCAUAUUCCCCGAUUAACAGAGGUAUUUCUUGUUCUUGUGCAAGGAACCUGUUUGAUUCAGCGGCUUAUGUCUGUUGCUUAUACUUAUGAUAACUUGGCACCUAGAGUCUUGAAAGCACAAUCUGACCACAGGUCAAGACAUGAAGUUACACAUUAUUCAAUGUGGCUCUUAGUCAGUUGGGCUCAUUGCUGUUCUUUAGUAAAAUCCAGCCUUGCCGACAGUGAUCAUUUACAAGAUUGGCUGAGGAAACUGACUCUUCUUAUUCCUGAGACGGCUGUUCGUCAUGAAUCUUGCAAUGGUUUAUACAAGUUAUCUUUAUCUGGACUGGAUGGUGGGGAUUCAAUUAAUAGAUCUUUUCUUUUACUUGCUGCCUCAACAUUAUUGAAAUUUCUUCCUGAUGCUCAGGCUUUAAAGCCCAUUAAGAUAGAGGAUUAUGAAGAAGAACCAGUGCUAAUACCUGGAUGUAAAGAAUACUUUUGGUUAUUAUGCAAAUUAAUUGACAACAUACAUGUAAAAGAUGCUAGUCAGACAACUUUACUGGACUUAGAUGCGUUGGCAAGACAUCUGGCUGACUGUAUUCGAAGCAGAGAAAUCCUUGAUCAUCAGGAUGGUAAUAUAGAAGAUGAUGGGCUUACAGGACUCUUAAGACUUGCAACAAGUGUUAUUAAACACAAACCACCUUUUAAGUUUUCACGGGAAGGACAGGAAUUUCUAAGAGACAUCUUCAAUCUGCUCUUCUUGCUUCCAAGCUUAAAAGAUCGACAACAGCCAAAGUGCAAAUCUCAUUCUUCAAGAGCUGCUGCUUAUGAUUUAUUAGUAGAAAUGGUAAAAGGGUCAGUUGAGAAUUACAGGCUUCUACACAACUGGGUAAUGGCCCAGCAUAUGCAAUCAUCCCAUUCCCCUUACAAGUGGGACUAUUGGCCUCAUGAUGAUGUUCGAGCAGAGUGUAGAUUUGUUGGCUUAACUAAUCUUGGAGCCACUUGUUAUUUAGCUUCUACUAUUCAGCAACUCUAUAUGAUACCUGAGGCUAGACAAGCCAUUUUUACUGCCAAGUAUUCAGAAGAUAUAAAGCAUAAGACCACACUUCUGGAACUUCAGAAAAUGUUUACAUAUUUAAUGGAAAGUGAAUGCAAAGCUUAUAAUCCUAGACCUUUCUGUAAAACUUAUACUAUGGAUAAACAACCACUGAAUACUGGUGAACAAAAAGACAUGACAGAAUUCUUCACUGAUUUGAUAACAAAAAUUGAAGAAAUGUCUCCAGAACUGAAAAAUACAGUGAAAAGUUUGUUUGGUGGUGUCAUUACAAACAACGUUGUUUCUUUGGAUUGUGAACAUGUCAGUCAGACUGCUGAAGAAUUCUAUACUGUGAGAUGCCAGGUGGCUGAUAUGAAGAACAUUUAUGAAUCUCUUGAUGAAGUAACUAUUAAAGAUACAUUAGAAGGUGACAACAUGUAUACUUGUUCUCAUUGUGGAAAGAAAGUAAGAGCUGAAAAAAGGGCAUGUUUUAAGAAAUUACCUCGCAUCUUGAGUUUCAAUACAAUGAGAUAUACUUUUAAUAUGGUUACCAUGAUGAAGGAGAAAGUAAAUACACAUUUUUCAUUCCCUUUACGUUUGGAUAUGACUCCUUAUACGGAAGAUUUUCUUAUGGGGAAGUGUGACAGAAAAGAAGGUUUUAAGGAGGAAGUUGAUCUUGGGAAAGAAACUGAGAGUUAUGAGUAUGAUUUGAUUGGAGUGACGGUUCACACAGGAACAGCUGAUGGUGGUCAUUAUUACAGCUUCAUUAGAGAUAUAGUGAAUCCACAUGCUUAUAAAAACAACAAAUGGUAUCUCUUUAAUGAUGCUGAAGUAAAGCCUUUUGAUUCUGCCCAACUUGCUUCUGAAUGUUUUGGUGGGGAAAUGACAACCAAGACCUAUGAUUCUGUUACAGAUAAGUUUAUGGAUUUCUCCUUUGAAAAGACACACAGUGCAUACAUGCUAUUUUAUAAGCGGAUGGAACUGGAGGAAGAAAAUGGCAAAGACCUCAAAUUUGAUGUUUCAUCAGAAUUGUUAGAGUGGAUUUGGCAUGAUAACAUGCAAUUUCUUCAAGAUAAGAACAUUUUUGAGCACACAUAUUUUGGGUUUAUGUGGCAGUUAUGUAGUAGUAUUCCAAGUACAUUGCCUGAUCCAAAAGCUGUGUCCCUAAUGACGGCAAAGCUAAGUACUUCUUUUGUCCUGGAGACAUUUAUUCACUCCAAAGAAAAGCCAACAAUGCUUCAGUGGAUUGAAUUAUUGACCAAGCAGUUCAAUAAUAGCCAGGCGGCUUGUGAGUGGUUUUUAGACCGAAUGGCUGAUGAUGAUUGGUGGCCAAUGCAAAUCUUAAUAAAGUGUCCUAAUCAGAUUGUGAGACAGAUGUUUCAGCGUUUGUGUAUUCAUGUGAUUCAGAGACUUAGACCUGUACAUGCUCAUCUCUAUUUACAGCCAGGAAUGGAAGAUGGGUCAGAUGAUAUGGAUGGUCCUGUGGAAGAUAUAGGAAGCCGUUCCUGUGUCACUAGAUUUGUGAAGACCUUGUUAUCGAUUAUGGAACAUGGUGUGAAGCCUCAUAGUAAACAUCUCACUGAGUACUUCGCCUUCCUUUAUGAAUUCGCAAAAAUGGGUGAAGAAGAGAGCCAAUUUUUGCUUUCAUUGCAAGCUAUUUCAACAAUGGUACAUUUCUACAUGGGAACCAAAGGGCCUGAAAAUCCUCAAGUUGAAGUGCUAUCAGAAGAAGAAGGAGAAGAGGAAGAAGAAGAAGAAGACAUACUGUCUUUAGCAGAAGAAAAAUACAGGCCUGCUGCACUUGAAAAGAUGAUAGCUUUAGUUGCUCUUUUGGUUGAACAGUCUCGCUCAGAAAGGCAUUUAACAUUGUCUCAGAAUGACAUGGCAGCAUUAACAGGUGGAAAGGGAUUUCCCUUCUUGUUUCAACAUAUUCGCGAUGGAAUCAAUAUAAGACAAACCUGUAAUCUGAUUUUCAGCCUUUGUCGAUAUAAUAAUCGACUUGCAGAACACAUUAUUUCCAUGCUUUUCACAUCCAUAGCAAAGCUGACACCUGAGGCUGCCAACCCUUUCUUUAAAUUAUUAACUAUGUUAAUGGAGUUUGCUGGUGGGCCUCCAGGAAUGCCACCAUUUGCAUCUUAUAUUCUUCAACGGAUAUGGGAGGUGAUUGAAUAUAACCCUUCUCAAUGUCUUGAUUGGUUGGCAGUACAGACACCCCGCAAUAAAUUGGCACAUAGUUGGGUGCUCCAGAAUAUGGAAAAUUGGGUUGAGCGUUUUCUUUUGGCACAUAAUUAUCCUCGAGUCAGAACUUCUGCAGCUUAUCUUCUGGUAUCUUUAAUUCCAAGCAAUUCAUUCCGUCAAAUGUUCCGCUCAACAAGGUCUUUGCACAUCCCGACACGUGACUUACCACUCAGUCCAGAUACCACAGUAGUUCUGCAUCAGGUCUACAAUGUACUUCUUGGUUUACUUUCCAGAGCCAAACUUUAUGUUGAUGCUGCUGUUCAUGGCACCACCAAGUUGGUUCCCUAUUUUAGUUUCAUGACAUAUUGUCUCAUUUCCAAAACAGAGAAGCUUAUGUUUUCCACAUAUUUCAUGGACUUGUGGAAUCUUUUCCAACCUAAACUCUCUGAGCCAGCAAUAGCCACCAACCACAAUAAGCAAGCUUUGCUUUCUUUUUGGUACAAUGUAUGUGUUGACUGUCCAGAGAACGUCCGCCUUAUUGUGCAGAACCCAGUGGUAACCAAGAACAUUGCCUUCAAUUACAUCCUUGCUGACCAUGAUGAUCAGGAUGUGGUGCUUUUUAACCGUGGGAUGCUGCCUGCCUACUAUGGCAUUUUGAGGCUCUGCUGUGAGCAAUCGCCUGCAUUUACCAGACAGCUAGCAUCUCAUCAGAAUAUUCAGUGGGCCUUUAAGAAUCUUACACCACAUGCUAGCCAGUACCCUGGAGCAGUGGAAGAACUGUUUAAUUUGAUGCAAUUGUUUGUAGCUCAGAGGCCAGAUAUGAGAGAGGAGGAGUUAGAAGAUAUUAAACAAUUUAAGAAAACUACUAUCAGUUGUUAUUUACGUUGCUUGGAUGGCCGCUCCUGCUGGACAACCUUAAUAAGUGCCUUCAGAAUACUAUUAGAAUCUGAUGAAGAUAGACUUCUUGUUAUAUUUAAUCGAGGAUUAAUCUUGAUGACAGAGUCAUUCAACACAUUACACAUGAUGUAUCAUGAAGCCACUGCAUGCCAUGUGACUGGAGACUUAGUAGAACUUUUGUCCAUAUUCCUUUCAGUUCUGAAGUCUACUCGCCCUUAUCUUCAGAGAAAAGAUGUGAAACAAGCAUUAAUUCAGUGGCAGGAACGAAUUGAAUUUGCCCAUAAGCUCUUAACUCUGCUUAAUUCAUAUAGUCCUCCAGAACUUAGAAAUGCAUGCAUAGAUGUCCUUAAGGAACUUGUGCUUCUGAGUCCUCAUGAUUUCCUGCAUACUCUAGUUCCAUUUCUACAGCACAACCAUUGCACAUAUCAUCACAGUAAUAUUCCAAUGUCCCUUGGACCUUAUUUCCCGUGUCGUGAAAAUCUCAAACUAAUGGGAGGGAAAAGCAAUAUCCGUCCACCACGUCCUGAACUCAAUAUGUGCCUCUUGCCCACGAUGGUAGAAACCAACAAGGGCAAAGAUGACGUUUAUGAUCGUAUGCUGCUAGACUACUUCUUUUCUUAUCAUCAAUUCAUCCAUCUAUUAUGCCGAGUUGCAAUCAACUGUGAAAAAUUUACUGAAACAUUAGUUAAGCUGAGUGUCCUAGUUGCCUAUGAAGGUUUGCCACUUCAUCUUGCACUCUUCCCCAAACUUUGGACUGAGCUAUGCCAGACUCAGUCUGCUAUGUCAAAAAACUGCAUUAAGCUUUUAUGUGAAGAUCCCGUUUUCGCAGAGUAUAUUAAAUGUAUCCUAAUGGAUGAAAGGACCUUCCUUAAUAACAACUUUGUAUAUACAUUCUUGACCCACUUCCUCUUAAAGGUUCAAGGUCAGGUGUUUUCUGAAGCAAAUUGUGCCAAUCUGAUUAGCACUCUUAUUACAAACUUAAUAAAUCAGUAUCAGAGCUUACAAUCUGAUUUCACCAACCGAGUUGAAAUUUCCAAAGCAAGUUCUUCCUUAAAUGGGGACCUUCGAGCACUUGCUUUGCUCCUUUCGGUGCACACUCCCAAACAGCUGAACCCAGCUCUGAUCCCAACUCUUCAAGAGCUUUUAAGCAAGUGCAGGACUUGUCAACAACAAAGAAAUUCACUCCAAGAACAAGAAACCAAAGAAAGGAAAACUAAAGAUGAUGAAGAGGCAACUCCUGUUAAAAGAAGACGUGUUAGCAGUGAUGAGGAACAUACUGUAGACAGCUGCAUCAGUGACAUGAAAACUGAACCAAGGGAGGUAUUGACUCCAACUAGCACUUCAGAUAACGAGACGAGAGACUCUUCAAUUAUUGAUCCAGGCACUGAGCAAGAUCUUCCCUCCCCUGAAAAUAGUUCUGUCAAAGAGUACAGAAUGGAAGUUCCAUCUUCAUUUUCAGAAGACAUUUCAAAUAUCAGGUCACAGCAUAUGGAAGAUCAGUCCAGCAGUGGCAAGUUUGAAGAAGUCUGUCGAGAGUUUAAAGACCCCCAGAGUUCCAAGGAUUCUAACAUAACUGAGGAGGAACCUGAGUUCCCUUCCACAUCAAUUUCUGCAGUUUUGUCAGACUUAACCGACUUAAGAAACUGCGAUGGCCAAGCUUUGUCCUCCCAGGAUCCUGAGACUAGUUUAUCACUCAGUUGUGGCCAUUCCAGAGGACUCUUUAGUCACAUGCAGCAACAUGACAUUUUAGACACCCUGUGUAGGACCAUUGAAUCUACGAUUCUUGUGGUCACAAGGAUAGCUGGCAAAGGAAACCAAGCUGCUUCUUGACAUUAGAUGUAGCAUGUCUGCUUUUAAGUCUUUUUUUCCAAGAUGCUGUUUGUAUAAGUUUUGCUUAUUUCUGUUUUGUGCUUCAGUUUGUCCAGUGCUCUCUGCUUGAAUGGCAAGAUAGAUUUAUAGGCUUAAUUCUUGGUCAGGCAGAACUCCAGAUGAGAAAUUUUGCAUCUCCAGUACACUUUUCUUAAGGGCAAUCAGAUAAUGGAUAUGUUUUAUGUAAUUAAGAGUUCACUGUAGUGGCUUUCAUUUAAUAUGGCUGUCUGGGAGAACAGGGUUUCGUGGCCCUGUACAAUGUAAUUUAAACUUAUGGCAUUUUUACUGUGUAUAAUAUGGUGUCCUCUGUGCCAGUUUUGUACCUUAUAAUAGAGGCAGAUUGCCUCAGAUCGCUGUGGUUCUUAUUAUCAAAAUUAAGUUUACUUGUAUACGAAACAACCACAAGAAAUUUGAUUCUGUAAAGAAUCCUCUUUAGCUGUGGCCUGGCAGUAUAUAUAUGGUGCUUUAUUUAACAGAAUACCUGUGGAGGAAAUAAAGCACACUUGAUGUAAAAAUAAUUGUUUUAUUUUUAUUGACAUGACCGAUGCUAUUCUGUGCACUUCAUUAAACUGAUUGUGAUGACUUUUCA
Messenger RNA from Antechinus flavipes (yellow-footed antechinus), 15005 nucleotides. It is a transcript of the gene USP34, whose product is annotated as ubiquitin specific peptidase 34. NCBI's taxonomy places the organism in Eukaryota, Metazoa, Chordata, Mammalia, Dasyuromorphia, Dasyuridae. The transcript has 80 exons. Gene Ontology annotation, biological process: protein deubiquitination. The record is from RefSeq and is a predicted model, not a curated record. Gene Ontology annotation, molecular function: cysteine-type deubiquitinase activity; cysteine-type endopeptidase activity. Bases 3707 to 14377 code for a protein of 3556 amino acids. Gene Ontology annotation, cellular component: cytosol; nucleus.